Messenger RNA from Adineta ricciae, 651 nucleotides. NCBI's taxonomy places the organism in Eukaryota, Metazoa, Rotifera, Eurotatoria, Adinetida, Adinetidae. The record is from the annotation of a GenBank genome assembly.
AUGUCAACAUCACAACCCAUUCGUCGAUUAUCUGUUGGAUCUCUUCAUACUCAUCCUCGUCCUACAGUAACCGUAUCACCAGACAUUGAGACAUCACCAUUAAAUUUAAAUCAUCACAAAAAUUUAAAUGAAAUUAUUCAUGAUGUAUUUCUUGAUGUUUCUCUAUUUGAUAUUGCUCUCUACAAUCGAUGUGUCUAUGAAUGUCAAAUGAAAAUUGAUGAAAUACGUUGUUUAAAUCCACGUUUCAAAAUAUUACCAUUCAAUUCAGCUAAAGAAUUUAUGAUAACAGCUAAUCGAUUUGAAUCACACAGAAACACAAUUCUGAUUCUAAUUCUAAUGAAAGGUGCAUCAGAAAUUGUUAUUCAACGUUGUUCAACAUACAAAACAAAUGAUGGUCAAAUUGUACCUUUAACCAUUGAUAUAAAAGAAAAAGUUUUUCAUGGACGGGACAUACUUCACACUGAUAUUAUUGUUUUAUUCGAGUUUUUUCCUUAUUUGAUUCACCACGAUUUAAUGUAUCGGAUACUGACUCUAAAUCCGAACUUAAAAGUUACUACUCAUAUCCAAACCUCAAAACAGUUUGAGUUUGGAUUUGGUGCAUGUCUAAUCCUUUGGAGAACGCCUAAUACACAGCGGAAACAAUCCUUUUGA